GAAAUCAAUAAAAAUAUAUAUUUUUUAAAAAGAAGCAAGUAUAUAUAGCUGAACUAUUUGUAAUUGGAAAAAAGAAACCACUUCAACACUGGUUAUUAAAUUAUGGAGAAAGUUCCUUGGGAGAACCAGGACACAGGGUCGGGAAGGAGGAGCCAGCUCCAACUCCCAAGGAGGACCGUUCAUGCUGUGACCUCUGUAGCCUGCCCACAGUGAUUACCUGUAGAGGGGCCUGCAGGGACAUGGGAGGAACAAGAUGGGAUAUGGAGAUUUAGGAGGCAGUGGACCAGCUCUCAGAGGGGCAUGUCAGAUAGCACACGCCCUAUUCAGCCACCUGCCUGGUGUUGGGUGUUAGCACAUAUGACCCUAACCACUCAGUGUUUGUCCUGUUCACUACUCUGGUACAAAUACUGGCCUAGGCCGGCCGGCCGGCCGGCCUCAGAGUCACCGCGAUGGCGGCCUUCACUCUGCUGCGGCAAGGGCGAGCCGGUGCGCUGAAGACUCUGCUUCUGGAAGGACAAGUGUUUCGAAGACUUGCGUCUACAGCCUCUCUCUCUGCAGAAUCAGGAAAGAGUGACAAGGGCCUGCCCCCAAAUUCCAAGAAACAAAGUCCACCAAAAAAGCCUGCACCAGCUGCCGCACCAGCCGCCGCUCCUGCUGAGUCGUUUGACACCACCACCUACAAGAACCUCCAGCAUCAUGACUAUAACGUGUACACCUUCUUAGACGUGAACCUGGACCUCUCUGACCAGAGGUUGCCUCAGCCCUCUUCUGGCCGAGAGUCACCUCGCCACUGAGAGCUCAGUUUAAUGAUCACCCUUCGUUGUCCGCUGCGUUCUUGCCUGCAAAAUAAAGUCUGCUCAAGUCGUAAAAAAUAAAAAUAAAAUAAAAUACUGGCCUAGCCCUGGCCCGUAAGGCUCAGUUGGUUGAGCACCGUCCUGUGCACUGAAAGGUCACCAGUUCCAUUCCUGGUCAGGGCACAUACCCAGGCUGUGGGUUCGAUCCCCAGUCAGGGUGCUGCAAGAGGCAGCCCAUCAUUGUUUCUCUCUCUCCCUCCCUCUCUAAAAGUCAAUAAAAAUAAAUUAAGCCCUAGCUGGUUUAGCUCAGUGGAUAGAGCGUUGGCCUGCGGACUAAAGGGUCCCGGGUUCAAUUCCAGUCAAGGGUACAUGCCUGGGUUGCGGGCUCAACCCCCAGUAGAGGGUGUGCAGGAAGCAGCCAAUCAAUGAUUUUUCAUCAUUGAUGUUUCUAUCUCUCUCUUCAUCUCCCUUCCUUUCUGAAAUCAAUAAAAAUAUAUUUGAAAAAAAUAAAAAUAAAUCAAAAAGCCCUGGCCAGUGCUGUUAAGUGGUUAGAGUGUCGGCCCACACACAGAAGGGUCAUAGGUUCG
Messenger RNA from Eptesicus fuscus (big brown bat), 1381 nucleotides. Its product is annotated as NADH dehydrogenase [ubiquinone] flavoprotein 3, mitochondrial-like. Gene Ontology annotation, cellular component: mitochondrion. Bases 450 to 794 code for a protein of 114 amino acids. The record is from RefSeq and is a predicted model, not a curated record. NCBI's taxonomy places the organism in Eukaryota, Metazoa, Chordata, Mammalia, Chiroptera, Vespertilionidae. The transcript has a single exon. Gene Ontology annotation, biological process: mitochondrial ATP synthesis coupled electron transport.